AUGUCGGAGGUGAUUUAUGGUCCAGGUCCUGUGGACCCCCCUGUGGUGUCAGACCUCCAGUCGCAUAGUGUGUCAGUCUCCUGGGCCCCCCCAGCCCAGCCCAACGGGGUGAUCACCCACUACACUCUACACCUCACCUCCACCCUGUCCCUGUCACACAGCACUGCUACAGUACCAGGCAACACUACCAGUUACAGCCUCUAUAACCUCCUGCCCUACCAACUCUACAGCCUGCAGGUGGAGGCCUGUACCCCGGCAGGGUGUACUCUCUCUGUGGAGUCCCAGUCCUUCCAUACCCCCGCUGCCCCACCGGAGGGGGUCCCAGUUCCCCACCUCUACUCUGACACCCCCACCUCAGUACUGCUGUCCUGGGGAGCCCCGGAGAGGAGCAACGGAGAACUGGAGGGAUGGGUGGUGGAGAGGAGUGUGAGAGGCACCCAGCAGGUAUCUACAGUGGUCAGACUUCCCCCGUCCCCUCCUCCCCUCUCCUAUCUGGACCACUCCUCAGCCCUCAGCCCCUGGACCUCCUACCAGUACCGCCUAGUGGCCAGCACACAGGCUGGAUCUAACACUAGUGCCUGGGCUAACAUCACCACCAGACCCUCUCGCCCUGCCGGUCUAGUCCCACCACGGGUAGAUGUGCUGGGACCGGACUCACUGCAGGUCAUGUGGUCCCCUCCUGUCAUUGCUAACGGAGUGAUCGACCGCUAUGAGAUCCGCCUUCCCGACCCGCGCGUAUCCCACGACGACCUGUCCAACCUCACCGUCACGGUAACAGACCUGGUGCCCUACACUGACUACUUGGUCACCGUCCUGGCCUGCUCCUCCGGGGGUGGCCUUAUUGGGGGUUGCACAGAGAGCCUGCCCACUGCCGUUACUACACUACCCACAAUCCCCCAGGACCUGGCACCACUGGCAGUGGUGGCCAUCAGUGAGUCRUUCCUGGCCGUAUCCUGGCAACCUCCCGACAGGCCCAACGGACCUAACCUCAGAUACGAGCUGCUCAGACGUAAAAGCCGCCAGCCGCUGGCCACGCAGCCCCCGGCAGAUCUCCAUCGCUGGUUCAAUGUUUACGCCGGAGACAAAUUGUUUCACCAAGAUAAAGGCCUUAGCAGGUGA
Salvelinus sp. IW2-2015 is the source of this 1119-nucleotide messenger RNA. The record is from RefSeq and is a predicted model, not a curated record. NCBI's taxonomy places the organism in Eukaryota, Metazoa, Chordata, Actinopteri, Salmoniformes, Salmonidae.